Cyprinus carpio (common carp) is the source of this 3557-nucleotide messenger RNA. Its product is annotated as solute carrier family 6 member 4b. Gene Ontology annotation, biological process: serotonin uptake; sodium ion transmembrane transport. The transcript has 13 exons. Gene Ontology annotation, cellular component: membrane; neuron projection. Gene Ontology annotation, molecular function: serotonin:sodium:chloride symporter activity; serotonin binding. NCBI's taxonomy places the organism in Eukaryota, Metazoa, Chordata, Actinopteri, Cypriniformes, Cyprinidae. The coding region runs from base 274 to 2049 and encodes 591 amino acids. The record is from RefSeq and is a predicted model, not a curated record.
GUGAUGUAGUCGCGCGCAUCUCAUUUGAUCACAGCUCUCGCGCUCAGGUGGGGGACUCUUGGUUAAACCUCAAGCUUCUCCUCCCACCAGCAGGGAAAUCAAACACAGCAGCAUGCUGCGGUCCCCCACGCAGCCUCUUUUGACCGCACGUCGAGCAUAAUCCAAAAGAAUAUUCUUGCUACUUUUUACACUUGAAAGAAACUCACAAAAAGGCAUUUCUUAGGCAGUUUAUAAGUACUUCUGCAGUUUGCCAAGUCACCUGGACCAACGAAGAUGCCCCACCAAGAGCAGGUGCUGGCUCACGGGAACCUCUGCGCCCAGGGUCCUCCAAAGAACGCCGGGUAUAACAGCAACCCGGUGCCCAUCAUGACUCAAACAGAGUCCCGCGAUAAAUGGGGCAAAAAAAUGGAUUUUCUUUUAUCAGUCAUCGGUUUUGCGGUAGAUCUCGGAAAUGUUUGGAGAUUUCCAUAUAUCUGUUAUCAAAACGGCGGAGGUGCAUUUCUUAUUCCAUAUGUCCUGAUGGCUGUAUUCGGUGGGGUGCCACUUUUCUACAUGGAGUUAGCUCUGGGACAGUUCCACAGGACAGGUGCCAUAUCCAUAUGGAAACAUAUUUGCCCUAUGUUUAAAGGUAUUGGUUUCGCCAUCUGCAUCAUUGCACUGUAUGUGUCCUUCUACUAUAACACCAUCAUCGCCUGGGCUCUGUUCUACUUCUACUCCUCCUUCAGUAGCACUCUGCCCUGGACCAGCUGUGAUAAUGAAUGGAACACAGAAAACUGCACUAACUACUUCGGAAAAGACAACGUGACCUGGACUAACUAUUCACGCUCACCUGCCGAGGAGUUUUACACGAGGAAUGUCCUGGUAGUCCAUGAAUCAUCUGGGCUUGGGGAUGUGGGAUACAUUCGCUGGCAGCUCAUGCUUUGCCUCUUCCUCAUCUUCACCAUUGUCUACUUCAGCCUUUGGAAAGGAGUCAAGACUUCAGGAAAGGUAGUUUGGGUGACUGCCACCCUGCCGUACGUGGUGCUGUUGAUCCUUAUGAUCCGUGGUGCAACUUUGCCAGGAGCGUGGAAAGGAGUGGUGUUCUACCUCAAUCCCAAAUGGGAGAAACUGAAGGAGACCAGCGUAUGGGUCGAUGCAGCUGCGCAGAUCUUCUUCUCUCUUGGUCCUGGUUUUGGCGUUCUGCUCGCCUUAUCCAGCUACAAUCCCUUCAACAAUAACUGCUACAGAGAUGCUAUUGUAACCAGUCUGGUCAACUGCCUGACAAGUUUUAUCUCAGGAUUUGUUAUUUUCACUGUCCUGGGAUAUAUGGCCGAACAGAGAAAUGUAAACGUUGAGGAUGUAGCCAGGGACAAAGGACCCAGUCUGCUCUUCAUCACAUAUCCAGAAGCCAUUGCAAAUAUGGUUGGGUCGACUUUCUUUGCCAUCAUCUUCUUUGCGAUGAUGAUUACUCUUGGACUGGACAGCACGUUUGGUGGGCUAGAGGCCAUAAUCACAGCUGUAAUGGAUGAGUACCCAGACACCCUGUCCCACCGGAGAGAGCUGUUUGUUCUUGGACUGGUGGUUGUUUGCUUUCUGGGCUCUCUCAGCACCCUUACUAUGGGUGGUGCAUAUGUGGUAAAGCUACUAGAAGAAUUUGGAGUUGGUUCUUCAAUUAUAGCAAUAGUCUUUCUGGAGGCCACAGCAGUAUCCUGGUUUUAUGGUAUUAACAGAUUCAGCAAUGAUAUCAAAUCAAUGUUGGGCUAUACUCCAGGACUCUUCUGGAGAGUGUGUUGGGUUGCCAUCAGCCCAGCUUUUCUCGCUUACAUCAUUAUCAGCUCACUGUUGAACCCUCAGCCCCUCUCACUAUUCGACUACAAGUACCCAGACUGGAGCAUGACGGUCGGUUACAUCAUCGGCGCUUCCUCCUUCAUGUGGAUCCCCAUCUACAUGGUGUACAAGCUUGUGUGGACCCCAGGCUCUCUUAAACAGCGUCUUGCUGUAUGUCUGCGACCAGAGAGAACACUGCCAGACAUCCACACAGACAGUAUGAGCCUAAGUCCUGUACCAUAGACCACUGAGAAAAACAACUGAACACAACUCACACACACAAAAAAGCCCACAAAUAUUGGGUUACACAUGUCCACGGCCAACUAAGCAACUUUUGCAUAGUUUUAGGGGUUUGUCCAGAAUAAAUGAUCUAUUCAAAUGUGACGUAUAUUAGAUUUAAUCUGAAAAAAAGAAAACAUUCAAUGUAAAUUAUAAAUGUUAAUUAAAUAAUCUGUGCAAUUUUCGGUUUAUGUAUAGAGGAAGAGUUCAGUGGUAUUUUUUACAUUGCAAGUACCCUCCAAGUCACAAAACGUUUUUGAGAUACAUGCAAGUGAGAUUACCUCAUUGUGAGAAAUUCAGCCAAUGAGAACAGAGAACUUCAUACACAUUUCUCACGUAUUUUUCAGAAAUAACUGUUGUUAGAUUGAAUCAUUAUUGUGUUUUUCUGCCUUAACUCUGACUAAAUAUUGUAGCUACUUUAUGUCAAAACUUUGUAAAACCUGUAUUGUGCCUCACCAAGAAAAGGACAAAAAGACAAAAAUAAGGGUUUCUUCUGAACUAACACUACAUGACUGUUUGAAAUUGUCAUUUUCUAACAAAACUUGAGCCCCAAUCCUAGCUACAGUAUGUGUAACUUGUUCAUUUUCUUCCCACAUUUUUUUCCAAAUAAAGAACUGAGGAUGUUACUGAACUCUGGAUGUGACCAAAUAUUAAAUUGCUAUGAAUGUCUUAUUAUGGAUAGUUCAAAAUGUGGUUCAUAUACUAUGUCUGCACUGUAGGUUGUGGCAGAGAGUUUUGCUUGUGUGUAUGUUUGGACAAUUAAUAAAGCUGUGCUGAACAUUCCUAUCUAUAUCUAUCUAUCUAUCUAUCUAUCUAUCUAUCUAUCUAUCUAUCUAUCUAUCUAUCUAUCUAUCUAUCUAUCUAUCUAUCUAGUGUUAUAAUUAUCUAUUCAGAUUUACAAUGCUAUGUGUGAUUCCCACUUUCGUUCUCUUAGCAUGAACAGCCUUGCACUUUAAUUAACAUGUUGAUUUGCAUUGAGCUGCAGUAUCCAGCAUCUGUAAACACACAAGGGGUAAGAGAACAGCAUUGUGUCAGGCAUUUAAAUGAGAUGUUUUAUUAAAGACCAGAUCUUCAAUCGCCACCAAUCGCAGCUCUGGGAAACGCGGCUCAGUUCUGCCAGUUUCAGGUAUGGGGUGAGAGAAUAGAGCAAAGAUAAUGCUAUUCCACAUUCAGCCACUUCUAGCAGAGACCGCAGAAUGGAUCAAAGGCUUCAGUGCAGGCGACUGGAGGAGAGGUGGACCUCAACUACAGAGGAGCCUAACAAAAGGCCUGCAGGCUCUGUGCUCGUCUGUUAAUUACCAAAUCUGAAAGACCAAGAGUUGCAUGGAAAAGGCUAGUGAGUGACAAACUGUAUGUGACCUGCAAUAACAGUGUUUCAUGAGAUGAAGUUAAGGCCGUAGAAAAAAUCUUUGACAAACUAAUGUUCACAAACAGUUAAAAAAAAGCUGACGAUGACUUUAAAAAUUGUAACA